CGAUCCCAACGAAGUCACCUGUGGACACAUCUAAACGCUUGGGAAUCGCCUCAACACUCACACGCACCCUCUCAGAGCACCUCUCUCUUUGAUGCAGUGCUAGACGCCCAUAAGUCAACGAAGACGACAGUAGAUCCCGCCGCCACGAUGUGUUCCGCUCCCCCAGCGUAGAUGGCUGAUCUCCUAGUUGCCCUGUUUCGAGACAUACCAGGGAACAAAAAAACUGUACACGAACCCUUCCUUUCGCACCAAUUCGAUAUCCGCCAUAAUACCACCCCCUCUCAACUCCCUACUUAGACUUGUACGCUCACGCAUACACCCGGUCCAACUCUGAUCCGACUUCCGCUCCCUGUUUCCCCUGUGAAGGACCGCGAAGUUUAAGUCGGCCCAGGAGUAACCAGCAUCGCCCUCUGGAGAAUGGACGAUCCUGGUUGGUCAUGGCCCGCUUGGAAAUUUGGCAUGAAGAGAGAAGAGCUCUUCACCAAACUGCAUGAUCAGUACAACACUAUCGCUUUCUCCAUCCAGGACCCCGAGGCCUUUCACCACGACGUCUUCGAAAUCUCCGCGACUGCGAACACGACCGACGAGUUCCAUCGCCUGUUAGCCGACCGAAAGCAGCAACGGCUCGAUGAGCUGAAUCAGAGUCUGGAGUCCGCCUCGGUCGAGAUCAUCGCCAACCCCAGUCUUAUCGGGACUCGGCAAUGGGAGCACGCCCUGCAGCUGUUUCGUACCAGGUCGAUGGACUCUCUCGUGCGAUACUUUGCCUCCUAUCUUCCCGACGACCACCCGUGGCAUCGCGCUAGCGAUGACUUCACCUUCAAGCCGUUCUUUGACGAGCCCGAAGACGAUUAUUCUUCCGUAACAGACGAGCCUCUCCCGAUCACAACCAGGACUCACACCGUUCCGUCAAAUCACCUUCCUCCUUCUCCCCGGUCUCUUACCAUGUGUUCGGAUGGUUCUUCUUCCUUGACAGCAGAGCGGACCUCAUCCUUUUCGGAUCCCGAGACGGGUGAACUGGGGCUGUCGACUACCUUGUCCCGAGGGUUCGACGACGACGACGACGAGACAUCGCAAUCAGACGACCUCGACAGUCCUACUACGUCUAUUUCCGACAUAUCGGAAAUCAUAUCACUGGCAUCUCAGGUAGAUGAGGAGUCCGACGUAGAGGAGGUGGAUGACGAAUCCGAUGUAGGAGAGGCGAACGAGAAGCCGAUGACCUCGAGGCCUGAUCGGCAAAGGGACGACGAGAGCGAGUCGAAGACACCGACGUUCCGGAACGAUCCGGGCUCGGUUUCCUGCCUAGCUAGCGACGCCAUAAAGCUCUCCAUGUCAUCGAAGUAUUCCCCGCUUCACAGGCGCGAGAGAAGUCCAGGCUUGGUGAGAUCACGACGGAGGAGUCCUGAAGUCGGUCGGGUGCGAAAAACUUCUCCAGAUCGGACACGGUUUAGACCCAAACCUUUGGGGUGGAAGUACUAUGACACUUGACGUCGUCAUGGAUGUGUAUAUAUAUUAUGAUGAUGCUGUUAAUACCCUUAAUGCCUUUAGUUUUAUGUCUUUGUCAUGGCGUUGGUCCGAAUCGUGUUGUUCUUAACGUUCCUAUUUCGGUCAUAACGACGGCUUCAAGUUGGUGCUACGAUUGCUGACUUGAUGUACAAAUUACCUACCCAUCUAAUUAUGACAAACAAUAGCUAUAUGGUCAGCAGAGAAGAAAUUGUAGAUCGCGAGCGACCGAGCAUGCAGGCCAUGUAUCGGGGUCGUGGAUCGACAACUCAUUCACAAACACCAUCGCCAUUACUAUCGCCAUUAGGAGGGGAUAUAGAAAAUACGCCGCCUCGUUGCUAUGGUACGUUAUGGUAUCGGCGGUAUAAUUAAGGCGGUUGCGGAUGUGCUAGACGUAGAUAGGCCGCCCUACGGAAGGCGUAUGAGGUUUAGGGCGUGCUUCGACACUGAUCGCGACGGAGUCGUGAUGGGCUUUGUGAUCGAGAUGGGAUCGAUUGCAGUAGAGAGGGUCGGUGGUGGGGAGGUUCAUCGUUGC
Molecule: messenger RNA, 2035 nt
Organism: Durotheca rogersii
Lineage: Eukaryota; Fungi; Ascomycota; Sordariomycetes; Xylariales; Xylariaceae
Exons: 1
Coding region: 418-1485 (355 amino acids)
Source: RefSeq, a predicted model, not a curated record